GACCUGGGAGUUAUUGAGAAAGCUUCAUGAUGGUAGGGAUCUCCCAUGGCUUUGUGCAGGGGAUUUCAACCAAAUCUGCUCAAAUGCGGAAAAAGAAGGAGGAAACCUGGUAAGUGAAGCACGGCUAAUGGGGUUCAAUAAUGCAUUGAUGGAUUGCGGUUUGAAAGACCUUGGAUUUGUUGGCUACCCAUUCACUUGGGAAAACAGGAAAAGUGGCCAGAAUCUCAUUGAGGAAAGAUUGGACAGGGCAGUAGCAAAUGGAAAGUGGAUGGAUAUGUUUCAGAACGCUAUGGUCCUCCAUUUGGAAGGAGUGGUCUCUGAUCACUUGCCAAUCCUGAUUGAUCCUAUUGGGGAGAAAGAAGAGGAGAUAAGAUGGGGAAAGUGCUUCAGGUUUGAAUCUUUCUGGGCAAAAGAUGAAGAGAGCAUGGAGGUAAUCAAAGAAGCUUGGGAGGAAGCAAAUUGGGGAACUCUGGAUCAAAGUCUAAAGAGCUGUGAAAGAAGGCUGAAAACCUGGAGUGAAGCGAAAUUUGGGGAAAUUCCGAGAAGGAUUGCUCAGAUCAGAAGAAGCAUACAAGGAAUGAAAGCACAAAAUAAGAAUAGCAGUUGGAGAGAAAAGAAAAGGAAGCUGGAAUUGGAACUACAGGACCUACUGUAUAAGAAUGAGCAGAGAUGGAAACAGAGAUCCAGGAUGGAGUGGCUCAAGGAAGGGGAGAAGAACACCAAAGCUUUUCAUGCCAAAGCUUCUGAAAGAAGAAAGAGGAAUACCAUUAAAAAGCUCCAGGAUGAACAGGGGAGAGUCUUUAAGGGCCAAGAAGAAGUAACAGAGUGCUUAUUUCAAUACUACUCAAAGCUCUUCGAAAGUAAAGCAGAUCAGAAUUGCUGGAAAGUUAUAGAUGUGAUUGAGAAGAAGGUAACUGAUGAGAUGAAUCACAAACUGCUCAGGCCUUUUACUACGGAAGAAAUUAAAGCUGCUCUGUUUCAAAUGGGAGCCACCAAAGCUCCAGGGGAUGAUGGUUUUCCAGCCCUCUUCUUCCAAAAGAAUUGGAGCACAAUUGCACCUAAAUUAACUGAGGAACUGAUGGAAUUUCUCAAUGGAGGAAGCUUGCCUGCUGAUCUCAAUAGAACUCUUAUUGCGCUAAUUCCAAAGGUAAAAAAUCCUACUUCCCCCAAAGAGUACAGACAGAUUAGUUUGUGUUCUGUUCUGUAUAAAAUUCUUUCAAAGACCAUUGCUAACAGGCUGAAAGAAGUGUUGAAUGACCUUAUAUGUGAAGCACAGAGUGCCUUUGUCCCUGGAAGAUCAAUCACAGACAAUGUGAUAGCUGCCUUUGAAUGCUUCUCUACCAUGAAGAACAAAAAUAAAGGUGAUAGGGGUUCCCUGGCUCUUAAACUGGAUAUGGCUAAGGCAUACGACCGUGUUGAAUGGAUCUUUCUUGAAAGAGUUAUGGCAAAAUUGGGUUUUGAUGACAAAUGGAUCAAGCUUGUUAUGAACUGUGUUUCUUCUGUAUCUUAUGCAGUUUUGGUCAACGGUCACAAAUCGAGUUUCUUCAAUCCAGGAAGGGGGCUGAGGCAAGGGGAUCCUCUCUCCCCAUAUCUCUUUCUGCUCUGUGCUGAAGGCUUAUCAGCUCUGAUCAACAAGAACGAGAAGGAGAGGAAAAUCCAUGGUCUGAAAAUCUGCAAUAAAGCUCCAGUUGUUUCCCAUUUGCUGUUUGCAGACGACUGCAUAAUAUUUGCUAGGGCCACAGUGGAAGAAGCAAAGAUAUUGAAAGAAAUGCUAGAAGACUAUGAGAAAGAGUCUGGACAAAUGGUGAAUCUGGAUAAGUCAGAAAUCUACUUCAGUAAGAACACGUUGAGUAACAGAAGACAAGAAAUAUGCCAGGAGCUAAACAUCAAGGAAGUUGACAAAUUAGCAAAAUACCUCGGCCUACCUACAAUGGUGGGGAGAUCGAAGAAGCUGGUGUUCAGCAACCUCAGAGACAGGGUGAGAAACAAACUCAUGAACUGGAAAAACAAGUUCUUCUCAGAAGCAGGGAAAGAAAUUCUGAUUAAGAGUAUUGCUCAGGCCCAAACAACUUAUGCUAUGUCUGUGUUUAGGAUCCCUGAUGGUAUUUUAGAUGAUAUUCAUAGCUUGAUUGCUAAUUUCUGGUGGGGGCAGAAAGGGAAUGAAAGAAGAAUUCACUGGAGGAGAUGGGAAAAAUUGUGUAAAAAGAAGAAUCAAGGAGGCAUGGGAUUCAGGAACCUUAAAGUUUUUAACACAACCAUCUUAGCAAAACAGCUAUGGAACUUGAGUCUUAACCCUCAGUCUCUGGUUGCAAGACUGUUAAAGGCAAAGUACCAUCCGAAGUGCAACAUCUUGGAAGCAAAAAUUGGCUGGAGACCUAGCUAUGUUUGGAGGAGUCUGAUGGGAGCUCAGGAUUUGUUAAAAUCAGGUUGCAGAUGGAGGAUUGGCUCGGGUGAAGAGGUGUAUAUUUGGAAAGAUAAAUGGGUCCCAGGGCUUGACAAUUUCCAAGUCUUUUCUUAUUGCCCUUUCCUGGAUUGGGACUCCAAGGUCUCCUGCCUAAUUGACCAAGAAACCAGAACCUGGAGGAGAGAUUUGAUUGAGAUUAUGUUCUCGCAGGAAGAGCAGCAGGCUAUUUUGGAUAUUCCUUUAACUUCUGAGAUUGUUAAGGAUUCCUUAUGUUGGACAGGCACGGAGAAUGGAAAGUACACAGUCCGGUCAGGAUAUGAUAUGGAAAUGAACAGGAUAGGGGAGGUUUUGGCAGGAAGUGGUACUGAGCAGGAAAUGAAUGAUGGAUGGAAAAAGCUAUGGGGGUUAAAUAUCCCAGGGAAGAUCAAGGUCUUCUUGUGGAAAGUGGCCCAUAACAUUGUUCCAGUUGGUGUUAAGAUUAGGAAGAAGAGCAACAGAAGAGGGGAGGAAUGCCCAAACUGUGGAAUGAAGGAAACUUUAAAACACUGUCUUGUGAAUUGCAGCUGGGUGGGGAGAAUCUGGCCAAAAACCCCUAUUGCAAACCUGUUCUAUAUGGAUGACUCUCUUUCCUGUAAAGAAUGGAUUUUCAAGGUGAUUAAGGAAGCAAAAGAAGGGGAGAUUGAAAGAUUCUGCUCUUUGUUAUGGUUUUUCUGGAAAGAAAGAAAUAACUGCUUGUUCAACAGCAAAAUGCUACAGGAAUGGGAAGUGUUUACAAAGGCUGAUGACUUUAUACAAGACUACAUUGCUGUCCAAGGAAAAGAUAAUAACAGAAGAAGAGAAGUGAACAGGAGGAAUUGCAGGUGGGAGAAGCCACAGGAAGGAAUGUUCAAACUGAAUACUGAUGCUGGAUGUAGUGGUAAAGGAGAGGUGGGAUUGGGUUUUAUCAUUAGAGACUGGAAUGGCAAGGUAAUGCUGGCUGGAAGCAGAACCUUGAAAGCUAACUGGUCCUCUGAGAUUGCAGAAGGUAUGGCGACGCAGUUUGGUCUAAAGGAAGCAAAAGAAAAAGGGCUUAGAGGCAUUCAGGUUGAGUCAGAUUGCCAAAGAUUGAUCAACUGUCUGAAGGGGAAAGAGAACAGCAGAACUGAGGUGGAUAGCAUCUGCAGAAACGUUGUUUCGAUCGGUUUGGAGGUAAAUGUAGCUGAGUGGAGUUUUGUCUAUAGGGAAGCAAAUGGGGCUGCACACUUAUUAGCACAUUUCUUUCCUUUUAACAUCAUUAGAAGUGAGAUUUGGCAAGAUUGUAUUCCUAGCCUUUUGGCCGAUGUAAUUGCCGCUGAGGCCGAUCUGUGAUUUCUAUGAAAUCUGAUUAUUUCUAAAAAAAAGAUUAUGGAGUGUGUUAGAACUGUUAGGUUUAGCUCUAACAUAAAUUGGGGGAUGCAUGAUUUUGUUGAUACCAAGUAGGGAGUCAGGCAAAGAGACAUCCUACAUCCUUACUUUCUUCAUCACUAUGGAAGGGUUGUCAGGGUUAUUAAAUCUUGCAGCUGCCACUUGAGUCUUGCCUUUUCACCCUCCAUGCAAGAAUGUUAUAUUAACGGUUGGAUGAAUAGCUUUGAAAAGCUAUAAUGAAAUUUCUAAUUAAUUAUCCAGUAUUUUUUCAUAAUACGAAAUUAAGAUGGAUAAUUAAUAAAAGGAAUAUUAUGGAGAUAAUUAGGAAUAAUUAUCUUAAUAGAUUUUAUUUUAAUUAUGGGAGUAAUUAUCUCCCUAAUUAAAAUGUGACUUAUUCCCAAAGAAAGAGGAAAUAUUCUGGGUUUCUGUUCCUAUAAAUAGGAGACUACUCAGACCCUCUAAAUACACAUGAGAAGAGCAGAAACAGGAGAGAGAGUGAAUUCAUAGAGCUCCGGUUUUUGCACAAAACCGAUGAGCAACAAAAUUAGAAUGACUGUUUUAUCCUGGAGGCGGCCGGCUGAUAGUCUGUCGUGCGCAAUACGAGGCAGUGCCGCGAACGGAUGACCGAUCUGAUACCUAAUUGCGGCAUCCCGCCGUCACUGCGGCUCGUAUCUGGAGAACCCCUGUUACUGGAAUCGGCGACACUGGGUAAUUAGUACACCUAAUUCCCCGUCGCGGAACGAGCUGAAUAGGAUGGAAAGGGAAGAGGAUCCUUUGGUUGGAGGCCCUUGGCAUCUCUUAGUGGGUUUGUGCCCGAGGCGAGACGUCUUACGAUGGGCUUGUGUCCGUAAUGACGUAGUUGUUUGUCGCAUUAGAUGGAUUAAUACCACACCCAACAGAUACAAAACAUGUAGAAUUGUACUAGGGAUGACAAAAAUAUCUGUAACCGUGGAUAUCCGCCUUAUCCAACCUAAUCGGUUAGGGUAAAACCCAAACCCGAAGGACUUUUAGUGGGUACGGGUAAAACCCGAACCCGAAUAUCGCGGGUAAUGGGUGGACAUAGUUUUCUCACUAUCCAACCCUGAACACGUCCGAUUAUACACAUGCAUAUGUAUUUUGUUGUCUAGAAAUAAUCAAUAUUUUUCACUAACUUAUUUUAUAUUUAGCAUAUAAAUAUUUUUUUUAUGA
Messenger RNA from Linum trigynum, 4975 nucleotides. Lineage: Eukaryota; Viridiplantae; Streptophyta; Magnoliopsida; Malpighiales; Linaceae. The record is from the annotation of a GenBank genome assembly.